AUGAGAGAUCGGCCCGUCAUCAGCACCAAAAAUUACACCAUAGACUGCGGCGAUGCUGAUGAGAACAAAGUAGGUGGCUGCGCUAUAGCUGUGAGGAAAGAUUAUAACAACCUGAUGGAGGAAUUUGGCUCAACGUCUCAACGUCGUGGAUAUCAGGAAAUUCGAACACCAGCCGGAUGUUCAAUACCGUUUGAAGUGAUAACAGGAGUAAGACAAGGGGCAGUGGCAGGCCCCUUCCUGUUCAAUUUCGCCAUCGACGACAUUAUGCGAACAGUCGAUCAGUGUCUUGCCAACAUCGUCUUAGCACCAUCAGCGUGCCCCUUGACUGACCUCGAUUACGCCGAUGAUGUUAUAUUCACGGAGAGCAGUACGAAACUUCAACAUGUUGUCAACACUAUGUCGAAGCUGGCUGCAGCCUACGGACAACGUCUACGCAAUGAUGAAUGCAUGCAGAUGUGGAUCUCUUCGAGACCUUGA
This is a messenger RNA of Necator americanus (New World hookworm), 477 nucleotides long. RefSeq lists its product as uncharacterized. NCBI's taxonomy places the organism in Eukaryota, Metazoa, Nematoda, Chromadorea, Rhabditida, Ancylostomatidae. Bases 1 to 477 code for a protein of 158 amino acids. The transcript is spliced from 2 exons. The record is from RefSeq and is a predicted model, not a curated record.